CCGCCGCGGCCGCCGCCCCCCCCGGCAGGGGCGGGCAGGGGGAGGGGCGCGUCGGGCCGGGCGGCGCCGGGGGGACUAGGGGGAGCUGCUGCACCUGAGACACCGGGGCGGGAGCGCGGCGAGGGAGGGAGGGAGGGAGCGAACGCCUCUCCCCGCCGUUAGUCAGCGCUGGUCUCGCUGCCGCUCCCUCCUCCCGCCCCUUCUGCGCGGAGCUGGGCUCUCGCUCCUGUUCCCCUCGGGGCCGCCGGCAGCGCGUCCUCCUCCUCCUCCUCCUUCUUUCUUUUUUUUUUUUUUUUUUUUUUUUUUUAACCCACCCCUCGGGCCCCAUGGCUUCGGCCGGCAGCGGCAUGGAGGAGGUACGCGUCUCGGUGCUGACCCCGCUGAAGCUGGUGGGGCUGGUGUGCAUCUUCCUGGCGCUGUGCCUGGACCUGGGAGCCGUGCUGAGCCCCGCCUGGGUGACGGCGGACCACCAGUACUACCUGUCCCUCUGGGAGUCCUGCCGCAAGCCCGGCAACUUGGACAGCUGGCUCUGCGAGUCGACGCUGCACAGCGACUGGCAGAUAGCUACUCUUGCUUUGCUGUUGGGUGGUGCUGCCAUUAUUCUCAUAGCUUUCCUGGUUGGGUUGAUCUCUAUCUGCGUGGGAUCUCGGAGGCGGUUUUACAGACCAGUUGCAGUCAUGCUCUUUGCUGCAGUUGUUCUUCAGGUGUGCAGCCUAGUCCUUUACCCAAUCAAGUUCAUCGAAACAGUCAGCUUGAAAAUAUACCAUGAGUUCAACUGGGGCUAUGGCCUGGCUUGGGGUGCAACUAUAUUUUCAUUUGGGGGUGCCAUUCUUUAUUGCCUGAACCCUAAGAACUAUGAAGACUAUUACUAGAAUCAUUUAAUGAAAAGAAAAAAUAUCAAAAGGAUUACCCCAUCUUUUCUAACUCACAGUUUUUUUAGAACACUUGUGGAGCACCAAACAGUCUGCUCUGUUGAUAAAAUAGCCUUUGCCUUUCGGGUGUGAACACUGUAACCAGCUUCUACAACCAUUUCAAUGAACUGCAAACACUAGGAUUGCUGAUCUUACAUAGGCAGAUGCUGCAAGCUGCUGAUACAUAAGCUUCAUUUUUUCUGACAACAAGCAAAAGGAUCUACGUGACAGUGAUCAUUUUGAGGAAACUAGUUGGAAUGAGAAUGCAAUGCCAGCAUCUGCUAUUGCCUUCAGGGGGGCAGCUGGUAUAGGCUCCAUUUAGAAGUUUCCAUGUAUCAUAGAGGAUUCAGAUGUCUGAUAAGCAGGCAGUGGCGUCUUGUACAAUAGGCUGUAUUGACCCCUUGUUACUUGCUCCAAAAAGCUCUUAAGGAAUUAGUUGCAAGUGACUGUGUAGAGGGCAGUGAAUGUAAGUGGAUGAUUUGUCUAAUAUCUGCAUUCAGCGGUCUUCUGGGAGGAGAAUUAAAAAAACCCAAACAACAGCAAAAAAAAAAAAAAACAA
This is a messenger RNA of Tyto alba (common barn owl), 1470 nucleotides long. RefSeq names its product transmembrane protein 47 (gene TMEM47). The transcript is spliced from 3 exons. NCBI's taxonomy places the organism in Eukaryota, Metazoa, Chordata, Aves, Strigiformes, Tytonidae. Gene Ontology annotation, cellular component: membrane; cell-cell junction. The record is from RefSeq and is a predicted model, not a curated record. Gene Ontology annotation, biological process: cell-cell adhesion. The coding region runs from base 327 to 872 and encodes 181 amino acids.